Messenger RNA from Gekko japonicus, 1518 nucleotides. It is a transcript of the gene CRISPLD1, whose product is annotated as cysteine-rich secretory protein LCCL domain containing 1. Bases 1 to 1518 code for a protein of 505 amino acids. The record is from RefSeq and is a predicted model, not a curated record. The transcript is spliced from 14 exons. Gene Ontology annotation, cellular component: extracellular region. NCBI's taxonomy places the organism in Eukaryota, Metazoa, Chordata, Lepidosauria, Squamata, Gekkonidae.
AUGAAACAAGUAGCAGAGGAAUGGUUCAAAGUAACUGCUCUGCUAUGCAUAGCUCAAGCAGUUUCUUCCAUGGUACUUCCCAAUGCAACACUUUUUGAAAAGUUGCUGGAAAAAUACAUGGAUGAGGAUGGAGAAUGGUGGACUGCUAAGCAAAGAGGGAAAAGGGCUAUCACAGACAGUGAUAUGCAAAGUAUCUUGGAUCUUCAUAAUAAAUUACGCGGUCAGGUUUAUCCCCAAGCUUCAAAUAUGGAAUAUAUGACAUGGGAUAUAGAGUUGGAGAGAUCAGCACAAGCCUGGGCCGAGACAUGUCUGUGGGAACAUGGGCCUGCAGCUCUGCUUCCAUCCAUUGGACAGAACUUGGGAGCACAUUGGGGAAGAUAUAGACCUUUAACAUUUCAUGUCCAGUCAUGGUAUGAUGAAGUAAGAGACUUCAGUUAUCCAUAUCCUCAAGAAUGCAACCCUUAUUGCCCCUAUAGAUGUUCUGGCCCUGUGUGCACUCAUUAUACACAGGUGGUAUGGGCAACAAGUAGCAGAAUAGGCUGCGCUGUUAACUUGUGUCAUAAUAUGAAUGUCUGGGGACAGAUAUGGCCAAAAGCAAUUUACUUGGUGUGCAAUUAUUCUCCCAAGGGUAAUUGGUGGGGGCACGCACCAUACAAGCAUGGACGGCCAUGUUCAGCAUGCCCACCUAGUUUUGGAGGAGGCUGCAGAGAAAAUCUUUGCUACAAAGAAGAUUCAGAAAGGCUUUACUCUCCAGAGAUGGAAACCAAUGAGAUUGAACGGCAGCAGACGCAUGUUCAGGAUACCUCACAGAAUCAAUUAAGAUCACAUGCAUCUGUCUCUGAUGACAGUGAGAGAAAUGAAGUCAUAAGCACCCAACAAAUGUCUCAGAUUGUUUCCUGUGAAGUACGGUUAAGAGACCAGUGCAAAGGAACAACUUGCAACAGGUAUGAGUGUCCUGCUGGCUGCUUGGAUAGCAGUGCCAAAGUUGUUGGAAGUGUGCAUUAUGACAUGCAAUCAAGCAUUUGCAGAGCUGCAGUGCAUUAUGGCAUAUUAGACAAUGAUGGUGGCUGGGUUGAUGUUACCAGACAAGGAAGAAAACAUUAUUUUAUCAAGUCUUAUAGAAAUGGUGUUCAGUCACUUGGCAAAUACCAGUCUGCUAAUUCCUUCACUGUCUCUAAAGUUGCAGUGCAAGCUAUCACCUGUGAAACAACCGUGGAACAAUUGUGUCCAUUUUACAAGCCAGCCACACACUGCCCAAGGGUUUAUUGUCCUCACAACUGCAUGCAGGCAAAUCCACACUAUGCCCGAGUAAUUGGAACACGCAUUUAUUCUGAUGUAUCUAGUAUCUGUCGGACAGCUAUACAUGCUGGAGUAAUGCGCAAUGAAGGGGGGUUUAUUGAUGUUAUGCCAGUGGAUAAAAGACGGAUGUACAUUGCUUCAUUUCAAAAUGGAAUCUUUUCAGAAAGUUUACAGAAUCCUCCAGGAGGCAAGGCAUUCAGAGUGUUUGCGGUAGUUUGA